Messenger RNA from Kuraishia capsulata CBS 1993, 1005 nucleotides. RefSeq lists its product as uncharacterized. Gene Ontology annotation, cellular component: plasma membrane. NCBI's taxonomy places the organism in Eukaryota, Fungi, Ascomycota, Pichiomycetes, Pichiales, Pichiaceae. The record is from RefSeq and is a predicted model, not a curated record. The coding region runs from base 1 to 1005 and encodes 334 amino acids. The transcript has a single exon.
AUGUCUGAAUCUUUUGAAGACCACUCACCAAAACCUUCCAAGCUUGUCAAAUCUGUGGGCGUGGUGACCCAACAGCCCACUUCAAGAAGUGAAAUGCAACAACCCUUCGAGUUCGAAUGGGAAACUCCUCAAACAGGAACGUAUGGAGCAAUGUUGGAUGCAUUUGGUUCGUGUCUUGGUAUUUUUGGUAUGAUCCCAUGCUGUUUCUGUAUCCCAAAUCCAUACCAGAGAAUUCAACAGGGUGAGGUUGGGCUCAUUACCAAAUUUGGUCAACUGUAUCGUUCUGCUGACCCCGGCCUGGUGAGCGUGAAUAUUUUGUCCGAGCACUUGUACCGUGCUGAUGUCAAGCAGAGAUUUACCGAAAUACCCCAACAACAGUGUAUGACCAGAGAUAACGUUUCCAUCACUCUGACAAGUGUUCUGUACUAUAACAUCACUGCACCACACACGGCCUUUUUUGCGGUUGAUGAUGUCACUAAGGCUUUGGUUGAGAGAACCAUGACUACUCUGAGACAUGUGGUUGGAUCGCGUAAUCUCCAGGACGUGAUUGAGCGUCGUGAGGAAAUUGCAGAAUCCAUUCAGGAGAUUAUUAUGGAAACUGCCACUGCCUGGGGUGUUCGUGUUGAGUCUAUACUUAUUAAGGACUUGAUUCUACCGACUACCGUUUCGCAAUCUUUGUCGAUGGCUGCUGAAUCUAAAAGAAUUGGAGAGUCCAAAAUCAUCACUGCCAGAGCUGAGGUUGAAAGUGCUAAACUCAUGCGUAAGGCUGCUGAUAUCCUGGCCUCCAAACCAGCUAUGCAAAUUCGUUAUUUGGAUGCAAUGCAAAGCAUGGCCAAGAACGCCCAUUCCAAGGUCAUUUUCAUGCCAUCUUCGGGCGAGAUCGACGUGGCUUCUGGCAACAUAGCGAAUCCUAACACAGCUCUGGAGAUAAUGGCUUUCAACGAAGCGAACGACCCUGAGGACCGUGAUGCUCGUAUGUUCCAACAAUCCAGCAGUGCUCAGUAG